GGGUGUUACAGAGUUGGCUGCAGACCAGUGGAAAGGACGAAGUGAUGGAAAAAAAUGCUAUCUGUCAAGAGUUGAAGGACUUGGAGGAGCUCAUCGACAGGCUGUCCACUAAGCUGGAAAAACAGAAACCGGUGAUGUUGCUGCACGCAAAGAGAAUCCAGCAUUUGCAGACUGUCCUCCGGAGUUUAGGACUUCAUGCUCCUCAUCAAAAAACAGAAGAGUCAGAAUCUCAAAACUCUGCAUUUCCAACAUGACAGGAAUAAUGGAGAGCGUGACGGGCUCACCUGCUGAUUGUUUGAACUGUUGUUCACUUGCCAGCAUCACAUUUUAAAAAAAUAGUCUGAUCUUAGAACUGAAUCAGCACAUGCAUAUUUAACUACUCUGUGCUUAUGUCUUUGCUGCCCUCAGCUGGUGGGGACCAAUUUGAAUGGUUCUUAUUAAUUAUUGUGUAAAAUGUCUUCGGCAUUCCCAAAACAUAAACGUCAAGUGCCUUAAAGGAACACUCAGCUCUAUAGCUGUAAAUCCAGCAAAACAUUGAAUAGGGGUUGUCCUUGUUGCAGAUGGUGCAAAAUAUUUUCCAUAUGUGUGCAAAGAGUGACUUUACUGUUUUCGGAGGAGGUGCCCUUACGCAAUAGGUCUGCUAUUACCCUGUUUGUAGCAGUGCUUCUAGUACUUCAGAAAAUCACUGAACUAAAAUCACAGAUUUUAGUUUAACAGAGAGGACUGCGGUCUGUUUGCAGAGUUAUUAUAUCUUUGAUCAAGAGCAAGUCAAAAUGCAAGGAUUUUAUCCCAUUUUACUCUUUUCCAUCUUUGUGUGCUCUGUAAGUGCUAAGAAGAUGCGAUGGUGCGCAGUGUCAGAUCCUGAACAGAGGAAGUGUGCAGAACUAGCUAAAGCUCUGGCAGCAGUGGUGUCACCAGCCACUCUGGCAGCUUUUGCCAGACUUUCAUGCAUACGAGCAUCUAGCACAACUGACUGCAUCAAUAGGAUCAAGGCUAAUCGUGCUGACAUUGUAACUUUAGAUGCAGGAGAAAUUUACUCAGCUGUCAAGCAGUUUGACCUUGUAGCCAUUGCUAAGGAGAUCUACAGUGAUGGAGGCUGUACUCUGUCUGUGGCUGUGGUGAGAAACAGCAGCUUGGACAUACGAUCCCUGCAGGGCCACAGGAGCUGUCACAGCGGAGUUCGAUGGACAGCUGGAUGGAGUCUCCCGCUCGGCUUCCUGCUGUCCCGAAACUACCUGAGCUGGGCAAAGGAGCAUCCGCUUAGUCAGGAUGUCAGCACUUUUUUCAGUGCCAGCUGUAUUCCUGGUGCUGGUGCGAUGGCACCUCCUCUGUGCACUUUGUGCCAGGGCCAGAAGUCUUACAUACGCCAGAAGAAUUACCACUGCGAAACAUCCCACAGCGAGCUCUUCUACAACAACCAGGGAGCUCUCAGAUGUCUCAGGAGGGGGAUAGGGGAUGUUGCAUUUGUGGACCAUUUAGCACUUGAAACUAUUGAAGAGAGUGAGCGUGAUGAGUUCAGGUUACUGUGUACUGAUGGCACACAAGCUCCCCUCAGCCAGUACAGAAGCUGUAAUCUGGGUCGUGGUCCAGGAGGGGGCAUGGUCACCAGAGUUAAUUUUCGCAAGGUUGUUCGCAAAUUUCUAGCAACUGUGCAGACGCUGUUUGGUCGGCAAGGAAGAGAAAGGCAGCGCUUCCAACUCUUCAGCUCCUCAUCUUUUGGAGAAAACGAUCUUCUCUUCAGAGAUGUGACUGAGAAACUCGUUGUCCUGCAAGACGACAUAGAUGUCAGUCAGGUGCUGGGGCUGGAUUAUGUGGCGCUGCUCAAAGGACUUGGGCAUGAAGGAAGCUCACUGGAGGACAGUGUCAUUAGAUGGUGCUGCAUCAGCUAUGCAGAGCAGAAGAAGUGUGAGCAGUGGGCGCUCAGCAUAAAGUCUGACCCACUGGUGUGCGUCAGAGCUGUCUCAAUGCGUGACUGUAUCGAGAAAAUUAAGAGGGAUGAGGUGGACGCUGUCUCGCUGGAUGCCACGCAUUCGUUCAUCGCAGGGAAGUGUGGUCUUGUCCCCGUUGUGACGGAAUAUUAUGGUAGGACUGUUGCAGAAUAUAAUAAUGUAAUCGCGUGCUUUUCUGUGUCACUCUUGUGUUGUUGGGUUUUCACAGGAAAAAACUGCGUGCCUGCUGAAGGAUCCACUCACUUGGAGACAGAUGUCUUUCCCUCAGUUGUGGGUUUAGCAGUCGCAAAGCGCUCCAGCAGGAACAUAUUCAUCGGGAAUCUCGGAGGCCGUCGCUCCUGCCACAGCAACACCUACAGCCCUGCAGGCUGGCUCCUGCCAUACAGACACAGCUUAAGCCUGGCGAACAACAGCAGCUCCCCCUGUGAUCCUGACAAAGUGUACAAUGAGGUGUUUUGGAAAAGUUGUCUUCCUGGAUCUGAGGGUAAUCUUUGCAAGGUAUGCAUCGGAGGCACAGGGGAGACUGCAACCAAACGCUGCACUGAAAAUCACAAUGAGCGUUACUAUGGAAAUAUGGGAGCUUUAAGGUGCUUAGUUGGAGAUCGCAGCGGGAAAAGCUAUGGUGACGUGGCCUUUCUCGAGCAACACAGCCUUCACACAAACAUCCUCGGUCUGAACACCACUGGCUGGGCAGAGGGGUGGUCAUCGUCAGACUUUGAGUUGCUGUGUGCUGACGGUCGCCGGGCCCCAUUGUCAGACUGGGAGACUUGUAAUCUGGGAGUCAUCCCACCAAACACCGUCAUGACACGGCCCGUGCUCACAGCACGAGUGUACGACUUCCUUAUGAAGUCACAGGAAGCUCUGGCCGUCAACUCAAACACAGAGUUCAGGCUCUUUGAGUCUCAUCAAUAUGGAGAAAGUGAUUUGCUGUUUAAAGAUGCAACGCAAUGCUUUGCCCACACGAGUCACAUGGACUACCGCUCCAUCCUCGGAGAGGAGUUCUACACCCACGCAGACACGGUCUUCAACUGCACACACUCUGAUAUAUUGGAGUUUUGCAAUCAAGAUGUGUGCAGCAUAUUUUAAUGGACCCACCAACAAGAACAACGCAACCUCUGUGCUUCAGUUUUUCCACUCUUCAUCCACAUACUUGUUGUGUCUGCAAACCAUCACUUUUUAUCAUCAUGUUCACAAAAAACUCAAUAAAAUGUUAAAAUGUUGGGAUUUUUUUUACUUUUUACUACAUUUAGAUGCCAUCUGAACUAAAAAUGAUGAGGGAUGUGUAAUCUUUGUGUUUUUCAAAGACACAAAAACUACAUUUAAGCAUGACAGUAAAUGCAAGAAUUCAUUGUCAUACUGAUUUUAUCUUAUGACAUUCUCUCAGCAAAAUGUCACACAUAGAACCUGUUAUAAUGCCCAGCACUGCUCUUAUCUCUGUACUACAUAUAUUGUGCUAUAAUUACCUCUUUUGUCAGAUUUGUUGUGUGCCUUUAACUUAACUUUGUUUGUUAUGUUAAGAAUUAAUAAGUUUCUGCUUUUCUUCUGUCAUUAUGGUAAGCAAAGAAAGCCUAAAGAGCCACUCCAUGAGGCUGCACCGAUGACAGAAUGACAUUGUAGUUUGUUUAAGUGUGUAUCAUUUGUAUGCUUUCACCUUUAAAGCUGGUAAAAUGAUUUGUUUAGUAUAAAUUGUAAUUUUGCAGACAGGUGAGAAAUUAAAGGAUCACCUUGAACCCUUGUUCAAGGUGAUCCUUUCCAGUGGUUGGCACAUGUUCACUUCAAAGAUAAUACAAAGAUAAUACAUUUUAAUGUACACUACCAAACCUCAUUUAAUGU
This is a messenger RNA of Maylandia zebra (zebra mbuna), 3782 nucleotides long. NCBI's taxonomy places the organism in Eukaryota, Metazoa, Chordata, Actinopteri, Cichliformes, Cichlidae. The record is from RefSeq and is a predicted model, not a curated record.